This is a messenger RNA of Aureobasidium vineae, 531 nucleotides long. The record is from the annotation of a GenBank genome assembly. NCBI's taxonomy places the organism in Eukaryota, Fungi, Ascomycota, Dothideomycetes, Dothideales, Saccotheciaceae.
AUGUUCAAGCACCGGAUGCUGUUGAACAUGAUGGUUUGUCUGCCUAUGGACGUCGCUACAGGUCUGAUCCUGUAUUCCGAAGGUCUGAGCUCUUGCGCAGAAGAGGGUACUUCGCUACACCGAGAGGCAUCGAAAUACACCGCCAAAGGAACAAAAGAGAUGCUGCUACCAAAAAAAGCACUACUAGGUCGUGAGUAUCAAGAGAGCUCUGCCUACCGUCGAACGGUUGGCCUUAGAACCCUCCUUCAUCAAAAGGCCAAGACUGGUCGACUUGAAGAAGCUUGGUCAUGGAAAACCCAUGCCCCUAUCGUAUAUCCCACCCGCGUCGAUCAUCAUUGUACAGCCUGCGACCAAGACCGUUAUCUGAAGACGUGGUGGAGCCAAAAACAAGACCCUACGAACAGCGACGAAUCUCUUUACAUGUGUACUCGUUGUUUUGCUAGUGAUCCUGACCGCAUCAUCCCGGAGAGGCAUCCUCCCAAUCUGCCCUCCUUCUUCACAGACACUGUCGACAAGAGAGACCAUCCUUGA